Ruditapes philippinarum (Manila clam) is the source of this 783-nucleotide messenger RNA. RefSeq lists its product as uncharacterized. The transcript has 4 exons. NCBI's taxonomy places the organism in Eukaryota, Metazoa, Mollusca, Bivalvia, Venerida, Veneridae. The coding region runs from base 133 to 621 and encodes 162 amino acids. The record is from RefSeq and is a predicted model, not a curated record.
GUGAAGGGUAUGGGUAGACUGUUAUAUCACUUCCGGAACACGAGAUACAUCAUGUAUCAGCUAUAAAAAUUGAAACAACUCAAAUCAAAAUCACAUCUGCUCCAGAUAGUCAAACUAAAAACAUCAAUAAAUAUGAAGAUUACAAUUUUCGUCACCGUCGCUUUGACCGCCGUCGUCGGAAUGGUCUUUGCCGACGAAAGAUUCAAUAACUGGAACAACAACAACGGAUGGGGAAAUGACAACAACGGAUGGGGAAAUGAUGACGGGUUCGGCGGUGCAUCGUUCGGUGGCGCUUCAUUUGGCGGUGCUUCACUUGGCGGUAUCGGACAUAUCAGCGGAGGUAUCGGCGGUGGAUACGGUCCAAGCUACGGUGCUGGAUACGGCAGUGGAUACGGUGCUGGAUACGGUAUGGGCUACGGAUCUAGCUACGGAUCUAGCUACGGCAAAGGAAUGGCACAGGCUGCAUACAUUCCAGUUCCAGCUGCACCAAAGGCCGCUGGAGGUCUUGGCAUGUCCAUCUUGCCCCUGUUCUUCUUGUUGUUCCUUCUCCCACAAUUGUUCAACACCAACGCCAACCAAGACCAGAUUGUUCUCAUCAACUCAACAGUUUCUGGAAAAUAAACUAUAAUGAAAUUUUACCUGGUUCUAAGUAUAAAGAUGUUCCUAUUAUCACCACACAGCCUAGAUGUAUUUUGAUCAGACAGCAACAGUUCUACAAAUAUGUACAUGUUAUUUAUUAUUGUUAUGUUGGACAGAAAAUAAAACUGAAAAAAAAAAUCCAAA